Trichoderma atroviride IMI 206040 is the source of this 690-nucleotide messenger RNA. RefSeq lists its product as uncharacterized. The record is from RefSeq and is a predicted model, not a curated record. NCBI's taxonomy places the organism in Eukaryota, Fungi, Ascomycota, Sordariomycetes, Hypocreales, Hypocreaceae.
AUGCCCGUCACCGAAUUCGUCUUCAUUCGCCCUAAACCAGACACUCAGCUGCGAAAGGAGCUUGACGCUAAGCUACCUGGUGUACUGAGUGGUGUCUUCUCCAAGCUCCCAAAACUUGAUGUUUUGUGUAUUGGAUCGAAGCUCGGUGGUACGAGCGUGGAUACACAUCAACAGGACGAACUGUGCCUCUUCCUGCAAUGGCAACACAUCUCGGGAUUCAAUUCCUUCAUUGGGUCACCCGAAUUUACCACGUUCAAAGAAUCCAUGUUGCCAUACUUGGCCGGCCCUCCUGAUAUUCAAUUAUACGAGUCGCCCGAAGACGGGCUGUUUCCCACAAAAGAAUAUCCGUUAUAUCUUCACAUCAUGAAGUCGCGUCCCAAUGGCGGUGACACUGAAACUGACUCACAGCAACGAAUCGCUAUUAACAAUGGGUGGGAAGCCUUUAUUGAGCGGUCUAGAUUGGCCUCAGGCUCCGAUGAAAGCUUCGAAUUUUCCUUGAAUGGUUUCGGUUUGCGAAAAGACAACGGGACUUUUCUGAGCAUAACCGGUUGGAGAGAUGAUAAGUUGAUUAACUUGACUCUGAAUGAUUUGGAUGUUAAGCAUAGUCUCCAGCGGCUACAAGACGUAGCAGGGGCGACUGGUUGGGAUCAAUUCAUCUUUAAAACACAACAGGUUACUUUGGAUAAGUAG